GCCAAGGGAGAAGCCAAAGGACGUAGUGUUGGUCAUUAUUACAAAGAGUAUGAGAGACAACUAGCAUUGAGUGCUAAAGAUCACCCUGAUGAUUGGAUCGACCACUGAAGAGAACUUGUUCACGAGUACAGAAUGCUGAGCCUUCCCCCAAAAUAAUUAUCUAAUAAAUAAAUAAUCCAGGAUGUGUUUGCUAUGUUCUGAGCGUCGAGUGGCUUGAACACUGGAUGAGAACUUGCUAUUUUGAUUGAUUCAAGUCAAAUACCAUUCCAGACUUUGAUGAAAAUAGGUCAACAGAAGUUAGAGAAAUAGAUAAUGCAUCUCUGUUUAUCCCAAAGGAUCAGUUUAUCAAUGAUGUUGAUCCAGAAAGUCAUUACAACCACAUUUUGGAAAAAGAAACGAAGCUAAACAUUGAUUACAUAAUUGUGAAUGAAAAAAUUUGGAACUUCUUUCAUUCAAGAUACGGAGGAACUACUGUUAAAAUGUUUUAUGUAUCAUCAAUUUCUUAUUCAGCAAAUCUUGGAACUAACUUGAGUGAAAUAAAGCUAAUUAUCCUCCCUCAUAAAGAAAAGUGGGAUAUUGAGAAUGUUAGCCGUCCUCUCUCAAUUUUUGCAAGCGCAAGAGACACAUUGGAUGCCCUUUUAGAGAGAAUUAUAAAUAACUUAAAUUCUGACGAAUACGGAUACAAAUUAUCAAAGAAUAAAAUCAGACUCUGGAAGUUGGCUGAAGGUCAAAGUAUUGAUGAAAUUGUAAAAGAGGUCAGUCAACAGAUGACCCUGUCUUGUCAAGAAGAUCUACUUAAAGAAAACCAGGACUCAUUUGAAGAUCAUGAGAAAGCAGGAAUUAGCUUCCCAGGAGAAUGUAUUGAAAAUUGGGGUCCCAUUUACAUGAUGGACGUUGGUCUUUUUGUACCAAAUACGUUAAUGCUUGAAGUAGCUUCUGAUAAAACUGGCAAUUUUCUCUUCGAAUACGAGAAGACAAAAGUUCUGAGGUGAGGAAAAUGAGAGUAUUGCUUUUUACGCAAACCUCUCAUUAUUCAAUGUCAAUGAGAAGAAGUUCAAUAUUGUUCUGAGUGAUGUCUGAAAAAAGAUGUGAAAUUCCACAUCGAUAAAUGAAAGGCUCAGUAGAUUUCGUGUAUAUAAGCUAGGACAUGCUGUGUAGUAAUCUAUUUAUCAGAAUUCAUGGUCUUACCUUAAAAAUCAUUUUGAAUUUCAAGUGUGUCAAAGCUUAUCAUAAAUUAUAGCAAAUAGUGAUUGAAAAGUAUUUACUUAAUUUUCUAAGCCACUCAAGUCACUCCAAAGAAUGAUUAACCUGACUUCUGCUGUUCUUUGAUAAGGCUGGUGAAAAGUUAGUAUCCACAUAGUCAGAAACAAUAUCCAAUAGCAUAAAAAUAUCUCUCAACAAACCUCCUAUUAUGUUCAGCAGCCUAAUUUGUUGGGCACUGUUUCUGACUCUGUAAAUUCUACCUUCUCACCAGCCUCAUUAAAGAACAGCUGAAAUUGAUUUACCCUUUCAGCUAUAUUUAUUGAAUGUCUUGAGACAAUUAAAUAAAUAAUUUUUAAGAUUAUUUACUACCAUA
Moneuplotes crassus is the source of this 1576-nucleotide messenger RNA. Lineage: Eukaryota; Ciliophora; Spirotrichea; Euplotida; Euplotidae. The record is from the annotation of a GenBank genome assembly.